AUGGUCAGCCUGCGGCCGUCCGGCCAGGCUCCCCUGCAGCCACUGCUGCUGCUCCUGGUGGCGGCCGCGCGCGCCCUGCCCGGCGCCGCCGGGACGUGCCCCGAACGCGCGCUGGAGAGGCGGGAGGAGGAGGCGAACGUGGUGCUCACCGGCACCGUGGAGGAGAUCCUCAACGUGGACCCGGUGCAGCACACGUACUCGUGCAAGGUUCGGGUCUGGCGGUACUUGAAGGGCAAAGAUGUGGUGGCUCAGGAGAGCCUGCUGGACGGAGGCAACAAGGUGGUGAUUGGCGGCUUCGGAGACCCCCUCAUCUGUGACAACCAGGUGUCCACUGGGGACACCAGGAUCUUCUUUGUGAACCCUGCCCCGCCGUACCUGUGGCCAGCCCACAAGAAUGAGCUGAUGCUCAACUCCAGCCUCAUGCGCAUCACCCUGCGGAACCUGGAGGAGGUGGAACACUGCGUGGAAGACAAACCUGGGACCCACUUCACGCCAGUGCCCCCAACGCCUCCGGAUGCGUGCCGAGGAAUGCUGUGUGGCUUCGGCGCCGUCUGCGAGCCCAGCGCGGAGGAGCCGGGCCGAGCCUCCUGUGUGUGCAAGAAGAGCGCCUGCCCCAGCGUGGUGGCGCCCGUGUGCGGCUCGGAUGCCUCCACCUACAGCAACGAGUGCGAGCUGCAGCGGGCGCAAUGCAGCCAGCAGAGGCGCAUCCGCCUGCUGCGCCGGGGGCCCUGCGGGACCAGGGACCCCUGCUCCAAUGUAACCUGCAGCUUUGGCAGCACCUGUGCCCGCUCCGCAGAUGGACUGACAGCCAUGUGCCUGUGCCCUGCCACGUGCCUGGGGGCCCCCGAGGGCCCCGUGUGUGGCAGCGACGGCACUGACUACCCCAGCGAGUGCCAGCUCUUGCGCCAAGCCUGCGCCCACCAGGAAAACGUGUUCAGGAAGUUCGACGGCCCCUGCGACCCCUGCCAGGGCGCCCUCAACAACCUGAGCCUCAUCUGCCGUGUGGACCCACGCACGCGGCGCCCUGAGAUGCUCCUGCGGCCAGAGAGCUGCUCUCCGAGGCAGGCGCCCGUGUGUGGGGAUGAUGGGGUUACCUACAGUAACGACUGCGUCAUGGGCCGAACCGGGGCCACCCGAGGCCUCCUCCUCCAGAAAGUGCGCUCUGGCCAGUGCCAGCCUCGAGACCAGUGCCCAGAGGCGUGCAAGUUCAGUGCCGUCUGUCUGUCCCGCCGAGGCCGCCCCCGCUGUUCCUGCGACCGUGUCAUCUGUGAUGGGGCCUACAAACCCGUGUGCGCCCACGACGGGCACACAUAUGACAAUGACUGCUGGCGCCAGCAGGCCGAGUGUCAGCAGCAGCGCAGCAUCCCCGCCAAACGCCAGGGCCCGUGUGACCAGCCCCCGUCCCCGUGCCGCGGGGUGCAGUGUCCGUUCGGGGCGAUGUGUGCUGUGAAGGAUGGGGAAGCGGAGUGUGCGUGUCAGCGAGCGUGUUCAGGCAUCUACGAUCCCGUGUGUGGCAGCGAUGGCGUCACGUACAGCAGCACGUGCGAGCUGGAGGCUACGGCCUGCGCCCUUGGGCGGGAGAUCCGGGUGGCUCGCCGAGGACCCUGUGACCGCUGUGGGCAGUGCCGCUUUGGAGCCCUGUGCGAGGCUGAGACCGGGCGCUGCGUGUGCCCCUCCGAGUGCGUGGCCUCGGCCCAGCCCGUGUGCGGCUCUGACGGGCACACGUAUGCCAGCGAGUGUGAGUUGCACGUGCACGCCUGCACACGCCAGAUCAGCCUGCACGUGGCCUCGGCUGGACCCUGCCAGACCUGCGGAGACACAGUGUGCGCCUUUGGGGCCGUGUGCUCGGCGGGGCAGUGUGUGUGUCCCCGGUGCGAGCGCCCUCCGCCCGGCCCCGUGUGUGGCAGCGACGGCGUGACCUACCGCAGUUCCUGCGAGCUCCGCGAGGCGGCCUGCCAGCAGCAGAUGCAGAUAGAGGAGGCCCGGGCGGGGCCGUGUGAGCAGGCCGAGUGCGGCUCGGGAGGCUCGGGCUCUGGAGAGCACGGUGAGUGUGGGCAGGAGCUGUGCCGGCAGCGAGGCGGCAUCUGGGACGAGGACUCAGAGGACGGGCCGUGCGUCUGCGACUUCAGCUGCCAGAGCGUCCUGAGGAGCCCGGUGUGCGGCUCGGACGGGGUCACCUACCGCGCCGAGUGCGAGCUGAGGAAGGCCAGGUGUGAAUCGCGGCCAGAGCUGUACGUCGUGGCCCAGGGAGCCUGCAGCGCCCCCACCUCGGCCCCGCUGCUGCCUGCGGUUCCCCUGCACUGCGCUCAGAGCCCCUACGGCUGCUGCCUGGACAACAUCACUGCUGCGCGGGGCGUGGGCCUGGCCGGCUGCCCCAGCUUGUGCCAGUGCAACCCCCACGGCUCCUACAGUGGCACCUGUGACCCGGCCACAGGCCAGUGCUCCUGCCGCCCGGGCGUGGGGGGCCUCAAGUGUGACCGCUGCGAGCCCGGCUUCUGGAACUUCCGUGGCAUUGUCACCGAUGGCCGGAGUGGCUGUACCCCCUGCAGCUGUGACCCCAAGGGGGCCGUGCGGGACGACUGUGAACAGAUGACCGGGCUGUGCUCCUGUAAGCCCGGGGUGGCCGGACCCCGGUGUGGGCAGUGUCCAGACGGCCGUGCCCUGGGCCCUGCUGGCUGUGAGACAGACUCUCCGGCACCCAAGACCUGUGCUGAGAUGCCUUGUGAGUUCGGGGCGUCCUGCGUGGAGGAGGCUGGCUCCGCCCACUGCGUGUGCCCAACACCCGCCUGUCCAGGGGCCAAUGCUACCAAGGUCUGUGGGUCAGAUGGAGUCACCUAUGGCAACGAGUGCCAGCUGAGGACCAUUGCCUGCCGCCAGGGCUUGGACAUCUCUAUCCAGAGCCUCGGCCCUUGCCAGGAAGACGUCACUUCCGGCCCCCGUCCGACAUCUGCCUCUGUGGCCCCCUCAGGGCUUGACCUGAGCAAGGCUCUGCUGCCUCCACCCAGCGUCCUCUCCCUGGCUCCCAGUAGUACCGCUCGACCCGCAUCGCAACCUUGGACCACUGCCAGCAUCCCCAGGACCGCUGCAAGGCCUGUGCUGACCAUGCCUCCCACGGCCCCCUCCCCGGCAGCCAGCCUCGCCACAUCUGCCUUUGGCGAAUCUGGCAGCGCCGAUGGGAGCGGUGACGAGGAGCUGAGUGGUGACUUGGAGGCCAGUGCGGCUGGCUCAGGAGGACUCGAGCCCCCUGAGAGAGACAGCGCUGGGACCCCCGGGCCACCCAUGGAGAGGGCUUCCUGCUAUAACUCGCCUAUGGGCUGCUGCUCAGAUGGCAAGACACCCUCACUUGACGCAGAGGGCUCCAACUGUCCUGCCACCAAGGUGUUCCAGGGUGUGCUGGAGCUCGAGGGGGUCGAGGGGCAGGAGCUGUUCUACACGCCGGAGAUGGCCGACCCCAAGUCCGAGCUGUUUGGGGAGACGGCCAGGAGCAUCGAGAGCGCGCUGGAUGACCUCUUCCGGAACUCGGACCUUAAGAAGGACUUUCGAAGUGUCCGCCUGCGGGACUUGGGGCCCGGCAACUCCGUCCGAGCCAUCGUCGAUGUGCACUUCGACCCCACCACAGCCUUCAGGGCUCCCGAUGUGUGCCAGGCCCUGGUCCGGCAGAUCCAGGCAUCCAGGCGCCGGUCCCUGGGCGUGAGGCGGCCUCUGCAGGAACACGUGCGGUUCAUGGACUUCGACUGGUUUCCUGCGUUCUUCACGGGAGCCACCCCUGCUGCAGCCACGGCCAGAGCCACCACUGUGGCCCGCCUGCCACCUUCAGCUGUGACCCCUCGGGCCCUCUAUCCCAGUCACACAAGCCGGCCCGUCAGCAGGACCACAGUGCCUUUCACCGCGCGCCAGCCCCCCACCCCUGCCCCUAGCCGUAUGCCUGCACACCGGCCCCCGCCCCCAGGCAUCCAGCAGCCCCCAAGGCCCUGUGACUCCCAGCCCUGCCUCCACGGGGGGACCUGCCAGGACCAGGGCUCAGGUGGAGACUUCACCUGCCGUUGCACAGCGGGCAGGGGGGGCGCUGUCUGCGAGCAGGCACCGCGCCCCUCCGUGCCGGCCUUCGGGGGCCACUCCUUCCUGGCCUUCCCCACCCUCCGUGCCUACCACACCCUGCGCCUGGCGCUUGAAUUCCGGGCGCUGGAGCCCCAGGGUCUGCUGCUAUACAACGGCAAUGCCCGGGGCAAGGACUUCCUGGCACUGGCGCUGCUGGGGGGCCGCGUGCAGCUCAGGUUCGACACAGGUUCGGGGCCCGCGGUGCUGACCAGCUCAGUGCCCGUGCAGCCCGGCCGGUGGCAUCACCUGGAGCUGUCUCGGCACUGGCGCCAGGGCACUCUCUCGGUGGACGGUGAGACCCCUGUCCUGGGCCAGAGCCCCAGUGGCACUGACGGCCUCAACCUGGACAUGGACCUUUUUGUGGGUGGCGUCCCGGAGGACCAGGCUUCCGUGGUGCUCGAGCGGACCUCUGUUGGGGUCGGGCUUAGGGGCUGUAUCCGCUUGCUGGACGUCAACAACCAGCAGCUGGAGCUGAGUGACUGGCAGGGGUCUGCGACCCGAAGCUCUGGAGUGGGCGAGUGCGGGGACCACCCCUGUGUGCCUAACCCCUGCCUCGGCGGGGCCCCGUGCCAGGCCCUGGAGGCUGGCAUGUUCCACUGUCGGUGCCUACCCGGCCGCUUUGGCCCGACCUGUGCUGAUGAGAAGGACCCUUGUCAGCCGAACCCCUGCCAUGGGGCAGCCCCCUGCCGCGUGCUGCCCCAGGGCGAGGCCAAGUGCGAGUGCCCUCGGGGCCGGGAGGGCAGCCUCUGCCAGACAGUCUCAGGGCGGGAGGAUAGCCAGCCUCUCCUGGCCGACUUCAGCAGCUUCUCCUUCCUGGAGCUGAGAGGCCUGCACACCUUUGAGCGGGACCUGGGGGAUAAGAUGGCGCUGGAGGUGGUGUUCCUGGCCCGGGGCCCCGGCGGCCUGCUUCUCUACAACGGGCAGAAGGCGGACGGCAAGGGCGACUUCGUGUCGCUGGCACUGCACGACCGUGUCCUGGAGUUCCGCUACGACUUGGGCAAGGGGGCAGCGGUCAUCAGGAGCAAGGAGCCAGUGGCCCUGGGUGCCUGGACCAGGGUCUCCCUGGAGCGAAACGGACGCAAAGGAGCCAUGCGGGUCGACGAUGGGCCCCGUGUGCUGGGGGAGUCCCCGAAAUCCCGCAAGGUGCCGCACACCGUCCUCAACCUGAAGGAGCCGCUCUACGUGGGGGGGGCCCCUGACUUCAGCAAGCUGGCCCGGGCAGCCACCGUGUCCUCUGGCUUGGAUGGUGCCAUCCAGCUGGUCUCCCUGAACGGCCGCCAGCUGCUGACCCGGGAGCACGUGGUGCGGGCGGUGGGUGUCUCGUCCUUUGCAGACCACCCUUGUACCCAGGCCGAGGGUCACCCUUGCCUCAACGGGGCCUCCUGUCUCCCUCGGGCGGCCUCCUACGAGUGCCUGUGUCCUGGGGGCUUCUCGGGGCUGCACUGCGAGAAGGGCCUGAUUGAGAAGUCGGCCGGGGACCUGGACACACUGGCCUUCGACGGACGGACCUACAUCGAGUACCUCAACGCCGUGGCGGAGAGCGAACUGACCAAUGAGAUCCCAGCCCCUGAAACUCCGGAUUCCAGGGCCCUUCCCAGUGAGAAGGCGCUACAGAGCAACCACUUUGAGCUGAGCCUGCGCACCGAGGCCACGCAGGGGCUGGUGCUGUGGAGUGGCAAAGCCACAGAGAGGGCCGACUACAUCGCACUGGCUAUCGUGGACGGGCGCCUGCAACUGGCUUACGACCUGGGCUCCCAGCCCAUGGUGCUGCGCUCCACCGUACCAGUCAGCACCAACCGCUGGUUGCGGGUCAGGGCACACAGGGAACAGAGGGAAGGCUCCCUUCAGGUGGGCAACGAGGCCCCUGUGACUGGUUCCUCCCCACUGGGUGCCACGCAGCUGGACACAGAUGGAGCCCUGUGGCUGGGUGGCCUAGAGAAGCUGCCUGUGGGCCAGGCCCUGCCCAAGGCCUACGGCACGGGCUUCGUGGGCUGCCUGCGGGACGUGGUGGUGGGUCGGCGCCCGCUGAACCUGCUUGAGGAUGCUGUCACCAAGCCGGACCUUCGGCCCUGUCCUGCCCCGCCCCGCAUACACACAUUGCCUGUGUUCCAUCUGGCGAGGCCUGUGUCCCCAGAGCAGGGCCGCCUGGCGCCUUCGCCCUCCGAGCCCGUGAUGUGGCGUGAGCCCCUCGUCCUGAAGCCCGGCGCCCUGGGCAACUGGUGCAACCUCCCAGCACCUUUGCGAGACCUGAGGGCACGGCUCCUUUUAAGGGAGCUCGGGAGGGGCGGGGCCUCUACGGUGGGCGGGGCUCCGGUGGGCGGAUCCUCGAGGUAG
Molecule: messenger RNA, 6432 nt
Organism: Lipotes vexillifer (Yangtze River dolphin)
Lineage: Eukaryota; Metazoa; Chordata; Mammalia; Artiodactyla; Lipotidae
Gene: AGRN
Product: agrin
Exons: 41
Coding region: 1-6432 (2143 amino acids)
Biological process (GO): neuromuscular junction development; receptor clustering
Molecular function (GO): laminin binding; calcium ion binding
Source: RefSeq, a predicted model, not a curated record